Molecule: messenger RNA, 876 nt
Organism: Cajanus cajan (pigeon pea)
Lineage: Eukaryota; Viridiplantae; Streptophyta; Magnoliopsida; Fabales; Fabaceae
Source: RefSeq, a predicted model, not a curated record
AUGAUUUCUUCAUGGGUAGAAACUGGUAUUUUCGAGUUCGUUCAACUCGCAAAAUUUGAUCUACACCUCUUCGACCCCCAAAUGCUCAUUUCUGCCAUUUUUUUCUGGAAUAGAGAGACUCGAGCUUUCGAGUUCCCCUGUGGUUUCGUAUGUCCCACUCUGUUGGAUAUUGCAGCGAUUACUGGCUUGGCCCCUAUAGGAGAUAGGUUUUACCCUGAUGCCUUCGAGGAGGAGAUUUCGAUCAAGGAAACUUCCAUCUCUUGGGACAAGAAGACUUAUCUGGCUCUUAUUAAUGCUCAUAUAGGAAAACCAGGUACCCUUGUUUCGACCUCCGAGCAUAUUGCAUUUUUAAUGUAUUGGUUAUCUUUCUGUGUCUUCUGUACUCCCUCUCUUCAGGUUCCAAAAUACUAUUACAUUCUGGCUCAAGCCUUGCACUUAAAAAACAAAAUUUGCUUGAGCAAACUUUUAUUAGCUUCCCUAUACCACUGUCUCGAUGAAGCUUCGGAAAGCCUUUUUCGAGAAUCUGGUCCUCAAAAUCUGUCUGGACCGUUAUGGCUACUACAGUUAUGGCUUAACGCAAUCUUGGAGAAGAAGCUUUCACUCACUUCGUCUUUCGCUCCAGUGUGUGAACUCGAGGGAGCCCGUCUGACCACGUUAACUCCUCGAAAGCGUUCAAUCAAUAACUUCGCGAAAUACAUUGACGCGAUUCUUAGUUUUGGCCAGUUUAGCGAGGACUUGGCCCCUUUCAUACGUACUUCCUUGAUAGGUCCUUCUUGGCUUCGACAGAAUAAUCAAGUUUGGAAUAUGGCACCAGAUUCUAUCGAGAUGUGGUUUGGGUUCUUAUUCUGGGAUGUAAUAAUAUCUGGCAUGCGAUAA